CAAGCUUCUUGCCUUGUUAGUACGCGGCUACCAGAGCUUUCGUGAACACGUGCUUGCGGUACGUUUGGUCGCUUCUGCCCGGCUAAGAGAGUGAAUUAGGAAAAGUGAUUAUCAUCAAGUUCGUGGCCAUAAAAACUGCGGGUUUCGCUGUAAUUCAAGAGUUUAUUUUCCGAUUAUUUUCGUGGUACUUCAAGCACGAUGUUCGUCCGUUUCGGGAAGCAGAUAAUAAGUGCAAAAGUUCGUGCUGACUCCAGCAUAGCGUCGAGGCGACUAUCAACGUUCAGCAAUUUAAUCGAUGUUCAUCCAGAUGUUCGAAUUGCAUUAAAUUCCAAUCGACCGGUUGUAGCGCUGGAAUCGACAAUUAUCACGCACGGAAUGCCUCAACCGCAAAAUUUGGAAACAGCUUUACAAGUGGAGGAUAUCAUCAGAAGCCAGAAUGUAAUCCCUGCGACCAUCGCAAUCAUCAACGGAAGAGUUAAAGUUGGAUUAGAUAAAAAUGAGUUAAAUAAUUUGGCUAGUCUGGGUCCUGAAAUGGUUUUCAAAUGUUCGAGAAGAGACUUGGGAUAUGUUUUAAGUAAAAAACUUUCAGGAGGCACUACUGUAGCCGGAACAUCAAUUAUCGCUAAUAUGGUUGGAAUCAGGGUAUUCGCGACUGGAGGAAUUGGUGGUGUACAUCGUGAUGGUCACAUCAGCAUGGAUGUUUCUGCUGAUUUAAUUGAAUUGGGUCGAACACCAAUCUGUGUGGUAUCAAGUGGGAUUAAAUCCAUUCUGGACAUUCCUCGAACUCUGGAGUACUUGGAAACUCAAGGAGUAUGUGUAGCCGCAUACCAAAGUGAUACUGGACAUUUUCCGGCAUUUUAUACACGUUCAAGUGGUGUUAAAGCUCCUUACAAUCUAAAGACACCGCAGGAAGCUGCAUUGAUGAUUAAGUCCUCUUUGGAUUUGCAGUUACAGUCAGGGAUACUAAUUGGAGUUCCGAUUCCAAAGAAGUAUGCUGCUGAUGAAAAAGUUAUCAACGAUGCAAUUGAAUAUGCUGUUUCCGCUGCAAAGAAAAGGGGAAUCGCUGGUAAAGAAGUUACUCCAUUCGUUUUGGAGGCUGUUUCAAAAGUAACGGCCGGUAAAAGCCUGGAAUCAAAUAUCGGUCUCAUUAAAAACAACGCCUACGUGGCAUCGCAAAUCGCCGUUGCGUUAUCGAAUUUGAAAAACGGUCGGGAAAACGCGAGUGAAAGUGAUAAUAAAGAAAAAGAUGAAACAAGAAAAAAAUCUAAUGUUCCGGUGGUAGUAGGAGCGUCUAUCUUGGAUAUUUGCAUGAUGUGCUUAGAGGACGAUCUUAAGGUAAGUAAUGGCUUUGUUUAUAUUUUUUUAGAAUUUUUUCAAAUGGAUGUAUUGUACCCUGAAUCUCGCAGUUUCUCCUCUAUUUGA
This is a messenger RNA of Hermetia illucens (black soldier fly), 1422 nucleotides long. RefSeq names its product pseudouridine-5'-phosphate glycosidase. The coding region runs from base 199 to 1422 and encodes 407 amino acids. The record is from RefSeq and is a predicted model, not a curated record. The transcript is spliced from 8 exons. Gene Ontology annotation, molecular function: pseudouridylate synthase activity. Lineage: Eukaryota; Metazoa; Arthropoda; Insecta; Diptera; Stratiomyidae.